Megalopta genalis is the source of this 2153-nucleotide messenger RNA. The record is from RefSeq and is a predicted model, not a curated record. Lineage: Eukaryota; Metazoa; Arthropoda; Insecta; Hymenoptera; Halictidae.
AUCAGUGCGUAAAGUGACGAAGCAUUGUCUGUGUUGUGCAUUAUUGACGCAUUCCGAAUUUAUAUAAAAUUCCGAUUUUUGUUGCAAGCUUUUUAUUAUUGAAAUCAAGCUUUUAUUUUCUACAUAAAAAAUUCGGGCAGAUCGAACAAUCGUCCCUCGAUCGUUACAAAUUUCAAUGAAACCAAGUUGCACGUAAUAGUAUUCAAGAUGGAGAUGUUAGCAGCUGGUAGGGUUACAGCAUUCAGGAUAGCGGCUACCUAUGGCCCUGAAUUGGGUUUCCUAAUUUUAUUGCAAGUGCUGAUCGGAAUAUACAGACCGGACAUCGUGGAUCGUAAAUCCAGAGUGAAACCUGUGUCGCUGUUCAAUAUAAAAGACGAGUAUGAUUUUGUGGUGAUCGGAGCUGGAUCGGCUGGAUCAGUGAUGGCGCAUCGGCUGACGGAGAAUGACAAUUGGUCGGUGCUCCUGCUGGAAGCUGGCCCGGAUGAACCGGACAUCUCCGACGUGCCUAUAUCGGUUCCGAUUCUGCAAUUGUCUCCCCUGGAUUGGCAGUUCAAAACUGAACCGUCAGAGGAUUAUUGCCAGGCGAUGAAUGAGCACCAGUGCAACUGGCCACGUGGCAAGGCUCUCGGUGGUAGCAGCGUGCUGAACGCAAUGCUUUACGUCCGUGGCAACAAGAAAGACUACGACAACUGGGAAAAGCUGGGAAACCCAGGCUGGGACUACGACAGUGUGCUGCCUUACUUCAAGAAGUCUGAAGACAUGAGGAUCGAGGAAUACAAACAUUCUCCUUAUCACCAGACCGGUGGUCACUUAACCGUCGAGUACUUCAGGUACCGGACUCCCAUGAUCGAUUAUCUGGUAAAGGCUGGCACAGAAGUGGGAUACGACGUCGUGGAUGUCAAUGGACCUACUCAAACCGGGUUCACCUAUUCCCACGGUACUUUGAGAAACGGGUUACGAUGCAGCACUGCGAAAGCUUUCCUCCGGUCUGCUUCCAAGAGGAAAAAUCUGGAUGUGAGCACACACUCGACUGUGGAGAAGAUUCUGAUAAGCGAAGACAGCGAUUCAAAGACAGCAUAUGGCGUCGAAUUCCGAGUAGGCCUGAUCAGCCAUACGGUCAGAGCAAAACGCGAGGUCAUUUUAUCCGCUGGCGCUAUACAAUCGCCGCAAUUGCUCAUGCUCUCCGGUGUCGGUCCGAAAGAUCAUCUGGACGAUAUAGGGGUGAAGACUGUGCACGAUGCACCGGGCGUGGGUGAAAAUCUGCAGGACCACGUGUCGAUCGGCGGAAUGCUUUACUUGGUGGAACCGCCAGCAAAUUACACGAAGGAGAAGCCUUUCAUUUUCAAUUUGCCAAAAUCCAUCACUGCAGAAGUCGUCAAGGAAUUCGCCGUGAAUCACACGGGAAUUAUGUAUUCGUUGCCUAUCUGCGAGGGUAUGGCAUUUAUCAAUACUAAGUACGCGAACAAAACGGAGGAUUAUCCUGAUAUACAACUCUUCCUGUCAAGCAUAACGGACGAUUCCGAUGGCGGUCUUUUCAUAAAGCGGGACAGCAAUGUAAAGGACGACUUCUACGAACACAUGUACGAGAAUAUCCUCUACAAAACUGCGUAUUCUGGCAUUCCGCUUUUGCUGAGACCACGUAGCAGAGGGUACGUGAAAUUACGCUCGAGCAACGUGGACCAUCAUCCGAUCAUCGUUCCCAAUUACUUCCAGGAUCCACAUGAUCUUGACAUUUUGGUAGAAGGUGCAAACUUCAUGUACAAUCUCAGCCAGACACAAAUUUUGACAAGCCUGAAUGCCACAGCAAACCCAAAUCGAAUUCCAGAAUGCUCGUGCUUUGAGUUUCCAUCCGAUGACUACUGGAAAUGCCACGCAAGAUUCUACACAAUGACGAUCUAUCAUCCAUGUGGGACUUGCAAGAUGGGCCAAGCGACUGACAAGAUGGCCGUCGUGGAUCAUAGACUCAGAGUACACGGAAUUAAAGGACUGCGAGUCGUCGACGCGUCGAUUAUGCCGAACAUCACCUCUGGAAACACGAAUGCGCCGGUCAUUAUGAUUGCUGAGAAGGCUGCAGACAUGAUCAAGGAGGACUGGAUGAUGUAGAUUAUCGUCUGAGCUUGACCUUGUAAAAUUGUGGAAAUGGAAAAUCUUGA